ACUUCUCGAACGAGCAACAGUGUCGGAGGAAGAGUAGUCAGAGAAAUUUUAAAAGUAAAAUAAAAUGGACAGUGAUACGACAACGAAACAAGUCAGUGACAAUUUUAAGAUAACGUAGUACAGAGACGAAAAAUCUUUCCCUGAGUUUAUUGGAUUUCGCUUAAAUGGACUACACGCAGUACCCCGAGCUUAAUCAAAGACUUGUGGAGGAUUACGAAGGUUACUGUUGCGGGCGAAACGGCAACGUGUCGGUAUCACAGGAGCCGACGCCGAAGGUGCCGGAGAACAGCGCGAAGUUAUCUUCGCAGGCGAGCCAGAACAAUCAUCGGGAGGAGAACAGCUGGUGGGCGGUGGAGGAGGGCGGGGGUCAAGAGAUAAGGGAGCGCGAUAAGGGUGCAGCGGUGGCGGGUGAGCUGGCUUGCCUCGCGGGUUACAUGGCGGGGUACUUGAAGGCGGCGGGCGCCACUUGCGCCCCCACCGGUAGUCCUCAGUACCAUCCCCAUAGUCAUCCAGCAAUGGGGGUUGGUACUCAUCCACAUCCGCACUCUCACCCGCACCCGGGUGCACCGCAUCCUGGCCUACCUUCGCCGUUCGCCCUCGCUACUCACGGUCAUCCUCACCCUCAUCCCUUGGAGCACGGCCUCGCUGCGUUUCCUCAAGGGAUGAAUCAGCGGAAACAGCGCAGAGAGAGGACAACGUUUACCAGAGCGCAAUUGGACGUGUUGGAAGGAUUGUUUACGAAAACGAGGUAUCCGGACAUCUUUAUGCGAGAAGAAGUUGCACUGAAAAUUAAUCUACCGGAAUCACGAGUCCAGGUUUGGUUUAAGAAUCGGCGAGCCAAAUGCAGACAGCAGUUACAGCAGCAGCAGCAGCAGCAGCAGCAACAACAACAACAACAGCAAGCCUCUCCUUCGAAAGGAUCGCCGAGGUCGAGCCAGUCGCAGAGCAACUCGAGCAACGGUAACAAGAUGUCGACGAGCUCGACCGCGACUCCUAGUAGACGUUCCUCGCCUGUGUCUCCGCCACGAGGGAAGGAGGCCCCUGGGCCUAACUCGCCGCUCUUAUCGACGACAUCCACGUAUCCACGAUUGGGGGUGACACCGACAGGCGGCAGCGGGGCGAACAGCGCUCUGACCACCCCAUCUCCUCCUCUGACACCGGGCUCUAGCCAGUUACCACCGUCUUCUUACCCCCCACCGAUGAACCAAAUUCAUCACGGCGAGUAUGGUUUCACUUGGAGUUCAGCGUCACCAGGCUCGGUGAACCCGAGCCAAUGUUACGCCGGGCAGACUUACAAUGCCUACCAGAACCCUUACACAAGCGGCGAUUAUUAUCAGACCCAGAUCUCUCACAUGCAUCACAGUCCCCAAGGAAAUUAUCACCAUCCCCAGUACCACCACAACAUGGCGCUCACCUCCUCCAUGUCCCACUUAGCCAGCCACCAUUUGAACGCGUCCGGCCCCAACGACAUGACCGCCUCGUCCGAAUCUGACGGUUACAUACUGCCCGAUCAAAAGUAUCAGGCGAUGGUAUAGCGGUCCAGCGGAAGAUCGACGGCAAUCUUGAAUCGCGGCCAAGAGACCGCUCUCGGAUCGACACCGGCGGCGUACAACUGGCGUCUCAACUCGACGCCCAAUUGCUCCGAGAUCAAUGGUAAUAUGGAUUCCGACGACAACAAUUGAGAUGAAAUUGCGGACGAUCGAACGAGAGAACACGGAUCGCUCCAUCUCGCGUUUCUCCAUUCUUCUCCUUUUCCUUCGCUUGUUUUUUUUUCUUUUUUGUUUCUAACCGAAUUUUACGCGAAUUCUCGCGCCCGGAUAUCGCCGUACAUACAUAUAUAUAGAUACACGUGCAUUCACAGAGCAUUCGAACUUUCAACGAUGGUAUUGCAGUGCGUUUGGUGUGCAGUGGUUGCCGUAUUGAAUACAAUGUAAUUCUUUUUUGUGGAAAUUUAUUUCACCUCGUGAACGAUACUGAAGAACCGAAGGGAAUAACAAUAUCGAAGGAUGGGAUUCGCUUUAAAAUAAUUUCACGAUCCGUGGAAAGUGAAACGUUUGCGGCUGAGAACGGAUAACAAUUUUUGAUUUAUGUAUAAUCGGAUAAUUUGUCGUCGAUCUAAUUAGCGAAUUAAGUUUUCACUGGCUUCGUUUUUCCUUUUUUGAAAGAAUUGGAAAGAUUGAAAGAAUUGGAAGAAUGAGAGGAUAAAUGGAUAAAUAAUGUGUAUUUACAAAAGGAAUUAUGUAUAAAAAUCGAGCCAUAAUUUAUGAUAAUACAUUCUUCGUUGUCUUUUGUAUUUAGGUCGGCCUUGAAUAUCUGCCUAAAUAAUGUAACGUAUAUAUAUAUAUAUAAAUAUGUAGAGAGAUAGAGAGAAAAUCUCUCACAAGUUGUAUCUCUCCUAACAAAUGUUCUCCUUACUAACGAAGGAUUAUUCCAUCAAAUGCGAGUUCUCGAAUGGAAUAAUCGAGCAACGUAACAAUUUUGAUACGAUACGAUUCGAUGAUCGAACGAAAUUCUUUAUCAUUCGAACGAUUAAUAAGAACAAUUUGUCGUUUCCUUAAUUCCUAAUAAAAUAUAUCCUAAAUUCUAAACUAAA
Molecule: messenger RNA, 2593 nt
Organism: Apis cerana (Asiatic honeybee)
Lineage: Eukaryota; Metazoa; Arthropoda; Insecta; Hymenoptera; Apidae
Product: homeobox protein OTX1 A
Biological process (GO): regulation of transcription by RNA polymerase II
Cellular component (GO): nucleus
Molecular function (GO): DNA-binding transcription factor activity, RNA polymerase II-specific; RNA polymerase II cis-regulatory region sequence-specific DNA binding
Source: RefSeq, a predicted model, not a curated record